CCCUGCGCCGCACCAGGCCGGCGCCUCCUGCGUGCCCUUGACGGCAGGAGAACCCUCCAGACCCGGCUGGGGACGCGGGCGCCCGCUCAAACAGUUGCAGGAUGUCGAUGACAGACUUUCUCAACGCUGAGGACAUCACGAAGGCAGUGGGGGCCUUUACCGCUGUCGACUCCUUCGACUACAAAAAGUUCUUCCAAAUGGUCGGACUGAAGAAAAAGAGCCCGGAUGAUGUGAAGAAGGUAUUCCACAUCCUGGAUAAAGACAAGAAUGGCUUCAUCGAUGAGAAGGAGCUGGGAACCAUUCUGAAAGCCUUCUCCCCAGAUGCCAGAGACCUAUCUGCUAAAGAAAUCAAGACACUGCUGGCUGCUGGAGACAAGGAGGGGAAUGAAAAGAUUGGGGUCGAUGACUUCUUUGCUCUGGUGGCUGAAAGCUAAGAGGCUCUGACUGCCCAGCUCUUGUCCUUCUCUGCCCCAAACACCCGAUCUCAGCCCCACUUGCUGCCCUCCUGCCUUUCUGUUCAGUUUGUUUAUGUUAUUUUUACUACCCCCGUCCCUUGUGGCCCUUGAAGGACACCAUUCUUCUGGAAAAUGAUGGAGAUGCAAUAAAGGCUGUACCAAUCAGA
Messenger RNA from Balaenoptera ricei (Rice's whale), 622 nucleotides. It is a transcript of the gene PVALB, whose product is annotated as parvalbumin. NCBI's taxonomy places the organism in Eukaryota, Metazoa, Chordata, Mammalia, Artiodactyla, Balaenopteridae. Gene Ontology annotation, cellular component: nucleus; cytoplasm. The transcript has 5 exons. The coding region runs from base 102 to 434 and encodes 110 amino acids. The record is from RefSeq and is a predicted model, not a curated record. Gene Ontology annotation, molecular function: calcium ion binding.